AUGGCUUGCAAAACGCAGAGAGAGGGAGAGAAAAAACAGAAAACACAACACGCGAGCGAGAGAGAAAGAACAAAAAAAAAACAAUCUACCUCACACCCAGUGCUCCGAUCCGGCGAACGAGCGUUUGAAGUCGAUUCAAACGCACCCAAACCGCGAUCGAACCUCACACCCAGAGCGCCGAUUGAAACGCACCCCAAACCGCGAUCGAACCUCACACCCAGAGCUCCGAUCCGGCGAACGAGCGAGAGAAAGUCGAUUGAAACGCACCUGAAACCGCGAUCGAACCUCACACCCAGAGCUCCGAUCCGGCGAACGAGCGAGAGAAAGUCGAUACGCACCCCAAACCGCGAUCGAUCCAGCAACCCAGAGCUCCGAUCCGGCGAACGACCACCGCGCCAAACGCCGCAGACCCACGUAAUGUCAAAGGGGAAAGAAAAAGUUGGUGGCAGCAAGCAAUUUAGGUGGCUGCCACCUAUGCAUGAGAUGAUGCUAAAGAUACUUACAGAGGAGGCUGGAAAGGGCAAUAAGCCCUCUAAUACUUUUAGGGCCGGCUCCUUUGCUCUUGUAGCGAAGGAGAUAACGGCCCAUUUCGGGGUUGAGUGCCACCCUGUAUUUGUGGAGAACCGAAUGCGGACUCUAAGGUCCAUAGUGGAUUCGGUUGGGACGAAAAUCUAA
Messenger RNA from Quercus lobata, 675 nucleotides. RefSeq lists its product as uncharacterized. The transcript is spliced from 3 exons. Lineage: Eukaryota; Viridiplantae; Streptophyta; Magnoliopsida; Fagales; Fagaceae. The coding region runs from base 1 to 675 and encodes 224 amino acids. The record is from RefSeq and is a predicted model, not a curated record.